Messenger RNA from Paraglomus occultum, 828 nucleotides. NCBI's taxonomy places the organism in Eukaryota, Fungi, Glomeromycota, Glomeromycetes, Paraglomerales, Paraglomeraceae. The record is from the annotation of a GenBank genome assembly.
GUGCCAGUCUUCCAGCUUCCUACAAGAGGUAGCACAUGGUAUAUGAUGGCCAUGGAGCCAGCCAAACUCCUUGGCUUCCGCGAUAGCUAUCUCUUUUUUCUUCGGAACCCUUCUCUAAAACGUAUAUAUGCCACAGAAGAAGAACGCGAAUAUUUAAUAGAUCGAAACAUCCUUUCAUCGAAUUUCCGAAAUCGUCAAAUAGCUCUAGUUUCUGCUCGAUCGACUUUCAAAGUAUUUGGGUAUAAGAUUAUCAAAGGUGGCAAACGACGUAGAGAUGAUUACUAUGAAGCCGAGGUACCUGAUGGGUAUGAUGACGAUCCUUCAGACUAUGAUGUCAGCGAAUCUACCAUUCCGGGAAACGGGAUAAAACGGAAUACGAAUAGUCUAGCGUCUUCCAAGGCACAUGCGGUACUGGAUGAGACUAAUUGGAUGUAUCAGAGUGCUUUGGCAAUAAGAGAGUUUAACACUCAAUUACGACUACAUCGGAGAGAUAAUCCUAAAUACUACGAUCCUCAUACCAAUCUCGAACAGAUGCCACAGGCAACACAGCCUACGCGAGUGCGGAUAGAAUGGGCAAGCGAUCCGCAAAAGUAUCCGUCAUUUGAUGUCAGAGCCGAGGAUAGGCAGCCUGAGAUCACUUUUGUCGAUAGGGAGACAAACACAUUAGGUGAUCUAGACGAGGAAGUGUUAGAAGUAUUGCCUCAGGAUGUAAAAGACAUUGUCACGGAGAUGAGGGAGAGGGCAAAGAGCGAGGAAGCUCAUGGAUGGGAGGCGUAUCCAUUGGCGCUAAUGGACGGACAAUAUCAAUCAUCUUUCUCAAUGUACUGU